This is a messenger RNA of Strongylus vulgaris, 816 nucleotides long. The record is from the annotation of a GenBank genome assembly. NCBI's taxonomy places the organism in Eukaryota, Metazoa, Nematoda, Chromadorea, Rhabditida, Strongylidae.
GGUGCUGGUGCCCAUCCUAUGGCUGUUGCAUUGGCUCCUGUACCCAAGAUAGAUUAUAGUGUUACGAAGGGAGGUGCGCGAACAUGGGCAGUUCUACUUGUUUUUCUAUUUUUAUGUUCUGGUCUAUACACAAUAUUUUCUUCCAAAGAGAUAAACGAAGAUACUAGCGUUCCAAACGAGCAACAAGAUGAAAUAGGAGACGAUUCGCAAAGCUAUUCAGAUCUUACUCCAAAGGAGCGCAGAAAUAUAAAAGAAGAACAAGACGAAGAAAUUGAAGAGGAAGCCUUAGGCGUCGACUUACAGCAAACAGAUGAUGACGAAGAAGAGGUUGAGCCACCACUAGAAGAUCAAUUGUUUGCAGGAUUGAGAAAAAAGAUUGAGAAUAAUAUUCAGCGGGUAAAGGAUUUUGUAAAGUGUCCACAACGACGUAGGCGAAAAGGUGAAUGUGUGGAGGAGUCUGAGAAAGAAGAGACUGAAUCUGAGGAUACGAAUGUGAAAGAAGAAGAAGAAGAAGACAAUGGAGAGGAAGAGGAGCCUCCUGAAAAGACGGUUGAAGAAGAAGAGCCCACUAAGGAAGAUGAUGAUAGUGAGAAAGAUGAGAAGAGCGAUCACGGCAGGUCAAAAGUUGAAGGAAGACUUGGACGAAAACAAAGAAGUUACGGUGCACGAGGUUCGGGACGGGACACUUACAAACGUCAAGCGAUUACAAACCGUGAUGACCAUAGGAAUCGCGAAGCGUUGGAUCGAGCAGAUAGUCUCGUGGAAAAGGUGAAGCUCAAGCGUUUUAAGAAGAGCAAAAAAUCCGACUCGCUAUAG